CACAACCUGAUUGAAAUAUUUUUCCACUAUCAGCGUUCUGUGCUUAGAAUCGCAACCAGUUGGGAAGGAUUUCGAAAAUGUUGCUCAGGCCUUUUGCGGCUGUGAUUUUUCUGCUGUGCGCAGUUACAAGUGACACAGUAGGUGAAGUGACUCCAAACAUUCAUGACCUUCUGAAUGUGGAAAAUUGUGGCAAAAGCUUACCACAAUCGCAGAUUUCUGAUCGCAUUAUAGGUGGCGACAAAGUGAAACAUGGAAAAUACCCAUGGAUGGUUGCAAUUUACCAAAGAUAUGAAUAUUAUGAUGAAAAUUACCUCUUUAGAUGUGGAGGAGCCAUUUUGAAUGAAUCUUGGAUCGUUACCUCAACUUACUGCAUUCAGAGGCCAAAAGAACCAUGGAACUACUGGGUUUACACUGGUUUAUACAAACUAUCUGAAGUAGAUGGACCGACAGUCAAACGCCACAAAGUUUCGAAGAUCAUUACUCACGAAGAGUAUAACGAAUAUUAUAUUUAUAAAUAUAAUAUUGCCCUCAUCAAGCUUAAGACGCCCAUUGAUUUUGCCGAAUCUGGAGGCUAUGUCAACGCAAUCUGCCUUCCGCAGAAUAAUGAAGAUCCAGCUGGGUUUGCAACAGUUACAGGAUGGGGGAAUAUAGGAAGCCGUUAUAAUGAUCGUACAGAUGUUUUAAUGGAAGCAACCGUUCCAAUCAUUCCUCCAGCCCAAUGUCAGAACAACUACGGAAACAAUAUAUGUGCUGGAAAUAAAGAAAAGAACUUUUGUGACUACGAUUACGGAAGUCCUUUACUGCAGAGAAAUUACGAAAGCGUGGCUACACUGUUGGGUAUAGUAGCCUCUGGUUUUUCCUGCGGUGAGUCGGAUAACCCAGGGCAAUACACUAGAGUGUCGAUGUAUCUAAACUGGAUGGCUAAGAAGAUUUCUGAAAAUUGAUGCUUCAAGAUUGCUAAUCAAUUUUAUUAAGUCUCGUUGAAUAAAUGUAUUUUAAAAUU
Uloborus diversus is the source of this 1003-nucleotide messenger RNA. RefSeq names its product venom peptide isomerase heavy chain-like. The record is from RefSeq and is a predicted model, not a curated record. Bases 78 to 944 code for a protein of 288 amino acids. Gene Ontology annotation, molecular function: serine-type endopeptidase activity. The transcript is spliced from 8 exons. Lineage: Eukaryota; Metazoa; Arthropoda; Arachnida; Araneae; Uloboridae. Gene Ontology annotation, biological process: proteolysis.